Molecule: messenger RNA, 1149 nt
Organism: Cicer arietinum (chickpea)
Lineage: Eukaryota; Viridiplantae; Streptophyta; Magnoliopsida; Fabales; Fabaceae
Product: ethylene-responsive transcription factor 1B-like
Biological process (GO): ethylene-activated signaling pathway; regulation of DNA-templated transcription
Molecular function (GO): DNA-binding transcription factor activity; DNA binding
Source: RefSeq, a predicted model, not a curated record
CACCUCAAAUCUAUGAUAAGCCCGCAUAAAGUAGUCAUCAACAAAAGAAAACAACAACAAAAACCUUAAAAUUUUGUGUCUACUUUUUGAUUCACACACAAAAUAUGGAUUUUGAUUCUUCAUUAUUCCAAUACCAAUUCCAAAACCAAAACCUUAACACUUCCUUUUCAAACUCCUCUGUUUUUUCAGAAUCCUUUUCAUGGGAUGAUUUCUUUUUCUUCAAUGAAGACAACAACAAUAACAAUAACAAUAAGAUAACCUUUCCUUUGAACUUCAAUGACCAAACCUCACAAAUCAAAGAAUCAUCAUCUUCAUAUUCAAAUUCCAACACUUCAGGCUCUCAAAUAAGCAAUGAAUCACAAGAAGUUUCUUCCACUUCAACUCACUUACUAUCAUCAUCAUCACCUAAUGAUGAAAGUAAAAGACCAUACAGAGGAGUUAGGAGAAGACCAUGGGGAAAAUUUGCAGCUGAAAUAAGAGACUCAACAAGAAAUGGUGUUAGAGUUUGGAUUGGUACAUUUGAUACAGCUGAAGCAGCUGCUUUAGCUUAUGAUCAAGCUGCUUUAUCAACAAGAGGGUCAAUGGCAGUGUUGAAUUUUCCUGAACAAGUUGUGAGGGAAUCAUUGAAAGAUAUGAUGAAUAAUAAAUCUUGUGAAGAUGAUCAUGAUCAUGGUUCUUCUCCUGUUUUAGCACUUAAAAGGAAACACACUUUGAAAAGAAAAUCUAAGGCAAGUAGUAACAAAAAGACCAAAAGGGAUGAAAUUCAAAAUGUUAAUGUUUCACAAAGUGUGUUGGUUUUGGAAGAUUUGGGUUCUGAAUAUCUUGACCAACUUCUUAGCUUGACUUCUUCUUCUCAAAUCAUUUGCUAGUAGUUUUCUUAAUUUGUUUGUUGAGUUUUUGUUUUUAUUAUUUUUCAUUAAAUGUUAAUUAAUUCUUUUAUGACUUUAUAGAUUUUUGGCAUUGAUCACCAUUCUUUCCUUUUCAUUCCCUUUGUUGGUUUUUUCUUUCAUUGUAUUGGAAAAGUCAAUAGAGAGAGAAGAGAAGAUAUAGGAAAGAAUCCAAUUGUGUAAAGUUUGCCUCUAUGAAACAUUUCACAAACAAUUAUAUUGUUGAAAAGUUUGAAUUAUGUGUUUUUAUAAGCUUUCAAAA